UUGAGAUGUGUCACUGUGAGUGUCACACAGUCCAGAGAUUACAGGUGACAGGUAGUGCACACCCGACGGUUCCCACAAGCACUUUAUUUUGAACUAGGCACCGAUGUCUGAACAACAACUUAUUUUGUGCAGCAGGCUACACGUUUUCUCCUGCAGGGUGAACACAGCUUGUUGAAUCAAAUUGAAAAGUAAGAUUUAAAAAAUGGAAGAUAUAUUAUUUGACUUGGAUCAAGAUGGCACUACAGACUUUGCCUUCUGGGGCCAGAUGGACCCUAACUUCCAGUUCCAGGCCCAGUUGGACACUCUCCUCUUUGACUGCACCGCGGUCACGGGCCAGCUUUCGCCCUGGUCCUCGUUCGGUGGCCAGUCCAUGUUUCCUGACGCACAGAUGACCUUCACCGACCUGGACUCGCAGUCUCCCGGCCUUGGAGCCAGUGCUGAAGUGGACAGCUCCUCUGUGGACGAGCCCCACGAGAUGAGCAAGCGCAGGCAGCGGCGGUUCGUGCCCCAUCAUCCGUACAAGAUCCAGCGACACGCCGCUAACAUCCGGGAGAGGAAGAGGAUGCUGAGUAUCAAUUCUGCUUUCGAAGAGCUAAGGUGCCACGUGCCAACAUUUCCCUAUGAGAAGCGCCUGUCUAAGAUUGAUACACUGAGAUUGGCCAUUGCCUACAUUGCCCUCCUGAGAGAGAUACUGAUUUCCGGUUGCGACCCCAAGUCGUACGUGGACGAAUGCAUGAAGAAUGGUUACAAGAAUCAAACCAAUGCCAUUUGGAACACAAGCGAUCUGACAGCCCGGCUCUCAUGGAUAAAGUGGGAUUAACUCAGGAUGGAGCAACCCAAGUACGUUGGACAGGGGGCUGCUGGCGGGGGAUUUAUAACCCCCUUCUGUCUUUGUUUCAAUGGCAACAUCACAUCAGGGGCUGAGUGACAUCUGCAGACUUCAUAUCAGUUCAUGCACCUUUCUCUGCAGCUAGCCACUCCCCUCACAGCCUUUAAUAUUUGAAUGUGGUAAUAUUCGAUUGGUAAUGGAGUGGCAGUGUUUUUCUGGAGUUGCCUGUUGUUUUACAGGGGAUGGGGGACCGGGGCCAGACUUAAGCCCAUGGGGAUGGCAUUUCUCACAGGAGACAGAAGCAGCCUGGCAUGGGACCGAACGAACCUUGGUCAAACUAUUUUUUCUGAGUGUAAUACUGAAGUGCCCGUGUGUUCAUUUGAAACCAUUAGCUGUUGUUCAUUGUGUGUGACACCCAAAUUUCCCGUAAGUUAAUUUAACCUAAUUAAUUUAUGUAUUUAUUUCAUUUGUUUAUUUAUUUAUUAAUCAUCGAAGAAGAAAAAAAAUGUUGUUAUUAUUAUAAUUAUUUAUUUAACUGUUUUCAUUUUGAUGUGUCGAGCUGUUUAAACUGUAUCUUUAAUCAAUUGACAAUCAUACAUGAUUUAUUAUGUUGUCAAAUGGAACGUUUUGAUAUUCAUGAUACUUAUUAUGAAUAUAUGUUGUUUUUGUAGUGUCUGUGAGUAUAUUGCGGUGAAACUGUAAGGACUGGUGAAUGGAUUUGUACUCAAUGCCAAAUCAGGGAAUUUCUAACACACUGGCCGUGUGCGAAUGCCCAUACCUGCAUCCUAAAUAGUAGGCCAUUUGAGCAGUGGUGUAGAGGUGCCUGUAGAAGGGGGCAUGCUCUAAUUUUGUCCAAAAUCUCUGAAUGGCCUAAAAUGAAAAUUCCCAUAUUGUGCAAGUAGGCUAAUACAGUAGGAGGGCUACUACUGAAAUAUAUAAAUGAGACUUUCAUCUGAGUCAGAAGUUCACAGGUUUCAGAUUUCCCAAAUUUGUUUCAGGUUUUCACACUCAAAUAACACUUUUAAUAGAAUAACAAGAAAAUUGGGGCCCCCUGGGUGGCGCAGCGGUCUAAGGCACUGCAUCGGCGUUACUGCAGAUCCGGGUUUGAACCCGGGCUGUGUCAUAGCCGGCCGCGAUCGGGAGACCCAUGCACAAUUGUCCCAGUGUCGUCUGGGUUAGGAGCGGGUUUGUUUGGCCGGGAUGUCCUUGUCCCAUCGUGCUCUAGCGACUCCAUGUGGCGGCCGGGUGCAUGCACGCUGACUUUGGUCGCCAGCUGUACAGUGUUUCCUCCGACACCUUGUUGCGGCUGGCUUCCGGGUUAAGCUAGCAUGUGUCAAGAAACAGUGUGGAUUGGCUGGGUCGUGCAACUCCGUACAGGAGUUGGUACAAUACUGUAACAACCAAUUGGAUAUCAUGAAAUUGGGGUAAAAAGUACCAUUUAUUAUUAUUUUUAUGUUCUAAGUCCACAAAAAUUCUUAAACCACAUAAUUUCAUACAUUUAGAUUUUUGAGUGAAGCUACACUUUAAUUCAACUGUGCAGGCAAAUAAUCAUGAUAUCAUUCUGCAAGAUAGGCAUAGGCUACUUUGUAGCUAGUUAACACUUACAGUGCAU
Messenger RNA from Oncorhynchus tshawytscha (Chinook salmon), 2441 nucleotides. Its product is annotated as transcription factor 21-like. Gene Ontology annotation, molecular function: RNA polymerase II transcription regulatory region sequence-specific DNA binding; DNA-binding transcription factor activity, RNA polymerase II-specific; protein dimerization activity. The record is from RefSeq and is a predicted model, not a curated record. Gene Ontology annotation, biological process: developmental process; regulation of transcription by RNA polymerase II. The transcript has 2 exons. The coding region runs from base 203 to 820 and encodes 205 amino acids. Lineage: Eukaryota; Metazoa; Chordata; Actinopteri; Salmoniformes; Salmonidae.